AUGCAGUCUUACCAUCAUGAUGCCGCUACGGCUCCAAUUCCUAUUAAAGGAAAAGAGCCUGUACCCGCUAGCUGUUCUACGUCUUCUCACCCUUUCCCUUACCAACGAAGACGCCCGUUUUCGCAGUCGACGAUUAUUAAACCAUACCCAGUGCUGACUACAUCGCGGUCACUCGGCGCCUUAAAUACUCGUUACGGCUGCAAAACUAAUACUUGGACGUCUUCUAGUGGCGAACUCGGGCUUCUCUCUGAAAGUGAGGAGGCAGAUGGCAGGGAAGAAUUUGUCGACGAAUAUAAUCGACUCGCAAAGAGGGUGUACGGUAUUCGGCUACUUGUGACUAGAGAUUUCCCCGUAGACGCUUCCGUUCCAACCCGGAGACCGAGCUGGCUUUCCAAAGCCUUACGGAGAACGUCUUCUGGCCAGUCAACACAGACCGUAAUCAUCCGGUCAGAACCACGACAGCUAAGGCAUCGACGAAGCGUCAGCGAUGUUGCUCUGAAUCUUGUACACCACGUGAAAAGGGACGAAUUAAAAGGCGAAAAUCUCCAGGAUUUGGUACGAUUAUGUGGGAAGAGUAUAUUCUACUUACCCACUGAAUAUGCUCCGUGCUCUUUGGUGUUGCCUACGUGCUUCCGUGCGCUCGCGCAAGCUCUUGUACAACACGCUGACACAAGAGGGAUUUUUCGGGUACCGGGCUCUGCUCGAGUUGUGAGCAUACUCUAUGACUACUACUGCCCUGAUAGAGACGCAAGGGGCGCAAAUGCCAUCUCAAUUACAACUCGAUGCCCGAAUCUUCCUACGCACAUCAAAUGUAGCGCUCAUGAUAUUGCUUCCGCCUUCAAAAAAUUUAUAGCUGGGCUGCCCGGGGGCAUUCUAGGCUCGUUAUCCCUUUUUGACGCCUUCGUUGCAAUUUACAGCCAAUUACAUGCUGAUCCCGAGCUCACUAAGACCAGGGAAAGUAAACUUCGCGCACGGUUGAUUGCACUCGCCAUUGGGACCGUGAGAUCACAGUAUCAGAGGGAGCUGAUAUGUGCCGUAUUUGGCUUAUUAUGUUUCGUCGGCCGAGCUGCUGAAAAUGCACCUCGAGAAGAUGAAGACGGGAGGCCACUCCCGACAAGCGACUUGAUGGGAUACAAUGCUUUAAGCAUAGUAUUUGGUCCUCUCUUGAUCAAUGAUCUGAUCGACUCUUACAGCAUGAAAUUAGCAGACCCCGCAGCUGGACUAGUACUGCUCCCAGUGUCUGCUCCGAAGUCCCGAAAGGAGAGGUAUAAACACAGGAAAUCUAAAUCUCGUGCUGAAGAUUCGGCUUCUCUCUACACGGUGGACAAGAUACAUGUCGCCAAUAACAUCACGGAGAUGCUAAUAAUACACUGGAGGGAGGUGGUUCGGCAAAUGCGGAGCCUGGGCACCCUGAAGAUCAGCAGACAUGAACACAUCGCCCAACGUAAGACGAAUAAGGCUAAGUUAGGUUCUUCAGCCUCAGAUUCAUUUCCAUUAAGAAGGCCACCUAAAUGGAGUAGCCCUGCACCAUUGCAUAAUCAGAAAGGUAGAAGCGUUUCUCCUUUAACUAGAAGUCCAACUCCAUUCCCUAAGACCAGCUCGUUCAAGCUCCGAGAUAAUACAGGGGCUGAGCCUGAGCCUAUAUCCAUCAAGCGACGGCGAUCACGGCCGUCUAGUUCUUGUCCUUCACGUAAAACCUCAAGCAGGAUUUCAGAAAAUUGUCUCUCGCCCACAGCUGAAGAAAGUCCACCAGCUAGCCAAUAUGCAGGAAGUGAUGAAGCAAGUGUAGGUCAAACGUCUCAUCCAGCAAUAUCGUCCGCUGCGCGAACUUCGCCUAGUGAUAGUAUUGAGAGCGCAUUGGAAAAUCAAAGUUUGGACAGAGCGUCGGGUGGCGGUGAGAGCGAGACUGGAGGCCGGACCAGGGAGCGGCCAUUUCGUACACUUGAUGUGCACGAGGAUCCUUCGGUUCCCCACAACAGAAGCUCGUCAAGUCAUAUACUGUCCGGAAGUGAGUUAACCUUUCAUAGCGUCAAGUCAUCCAUCGUCGAAAUUAGCAACAAUGAGGGAUAUUCGUCACGACAAGGUUAUGCCACACCAAGAGCCAAAGAGUUUGGCAUGCUUAAGAAAUCGCCGUCAAAGAAAACAAUAACCCCAGCCAGGUCAUCCCGUACAACCGAAGAGUACCAUAGUAGUCACGCUGGAGAUUAUCUUUAUACCCCGGCGCGGAAUGUUGACUAUUCUGAAAAAUGGAAAGCCUUAAGUCUAGCCAGUAAAACCAGCACGGAAUCUCUAGCAAAGGCCGCAAAAGAAAGACGUUUAAGGCGCAGUCCAGGCAAUAGUAGCUUUCGACGGAGCGAGGAAUUGUCGAUCCAGCGAAACGAGAUACCAUCCACCCCGAAAUGGAAACAACAACUAAUGGACACGCGAAGUGAAGGAAGACGGAAACCAGCUAAGCUUUCACCUGAGAAAAAAAGCGUGUUCGAGAAAUCUCCUCAAUCUGGGCCUUUAAAAGAAUCAGCUUUACGCAAACCAGGAUUAUCGCCAGGUGGAAGUGUUUUCGAGGGGGGAAGCAGGCCUAUUUUAUAUCGUUCAAGCUCUAAACCGACACAAGGAGCAGUGAAGGCCAUUGCUGCGCUAUUUGACAAUACUAUCAAUAAUUCCCCUAUUAGCACGGCAACUAUACGUCCUAAAAGAAUAGGGUGUGACUCCAGCAGCAUACUAUCUCCGUAUUCUAUAAGCAACUCGCCGUCCAAGGCGGCUAGGUCCAACAAUACACCAACAACUAACACGCCGUCUAUUACCUUUGAUGGCUCUAAAGGAAGAUUUCAACCACCGGAGACACCAACGCGAAGCAGAGAGUCAGGGUUAUCAAUAGAUGACGGCACUUGUGGCUCAGGGUUUUCGGGUGUAAAUAUUGUGAAUACGCCAACUAAAUUUCCUAGAAUUUCGCUACGUCCUGUUGAUAAUACGUUGGCCGCUUCGAAAAAAGUGCCUUUGAGUUCGACGCCUCGGCCAGUUCCUGCGCGCGAUCGAGAGCUUGACCAGCCGCCGAGCCUAGGAACUAUGGUUCCUCCCCUUGAGGAGCCUCCGAUUGCUCAACACAUCAAUUUUACUCGACCGUAUCCAUCCUCUCCCCCAUCGUGUGAUGAAAACUAUGGUAGAGCAUCAACUGAAAGUCCUCGACCUGGAAGUGGUAACUCGAUGCUUCAUGCCCAGAUCCGCCACCUACAGAAGCAUCUCGAGCACCGAGCGGAAGAAAACACUCAGCUACGGCGACAGUUGGAAGCCCGAGAGAACAUGGAUAUCGGCAAGCUGUGCGAGCAGCUUAGGGCGGCAAGACGCGAGGCCAAAAUGUGGAGAGAAAGAGCAGAAGCGGCAGAGAAGCGAGUCGCUGUCUUUAAGCAAUUUACAGCGCGUGUUCGAGGGCUUCGUGAGUCUGUUACUCUCGAAGACAUUGAGGGUGAUAUAUCCGGCAAGGGACAAGUUGACGGGCCUAGUCAACGUGGAGACGAACAGAAAGAAUGGUGCAAUCCAUGCUACUUGGAAGUAUCUGAAGACCGGGAGGGGAUUGAAGAACGAAUACGUCAAUAUACGAAGAAGCAAGCCAGUCCGAGUAUCAACGACAAAUCCUGUAUUAAGAAGGGCGAGCUUUGGAGCAGUAGAGCACGAAAUCAAGGCCCACGGAUGAAUGCCCAUGCCAACAGGACAGCGCAACUGUGGGAUAUUACCGAUGAGCUAUUAAUGCUUGAUGGUAAUACGAAGCGCGAGGGCUAUUAG
Daldinia vernicosa is the source of this 3777-nucleotide messenger RNA. RefSeq lists its product as uncharacterized. Lineage: Eukaryota; Fungi; Ascomycota; Sordariomycetes; Xylariales; Hypoxylaceae. The record is from RefSeq and is a predicted model, not a curated record. Gene Ontology annotation, biological process: signal transduction. The transcript has 5 exons. Bases 1 to 3777 code for a protein of 1258 amino acids.